UAUUUCACAACAUGAGCGUACCUGUGACGUUGUAAAACGUGAAGAACGUAGGCAGUUUGUGUUUGCAUUUGAAAAUAUCUUCAAGAGGUUAAAUGGAGUUAAACUCGCUGCUGCUGCUUCUGACUGCUUCAUUUUGUUUGACUUCAUCACAAGACAGCUGUGGGAACCGGCCCUUGGUUGGCCCCCCAGGUUCAUCUCGUAUUGUAGGGGGGCGGGAGGCCCCAGUGGGGGCGUGGCCCUGGCAGGUCAGCAUCCAGUUCAUGUCCAUUCACCUCUGUGGCGGGACAAUCAUCAACAACCUCUGGGUGCUCACUGCUACACACUGCUUCCUCAAAUACCGGAUCCGCAAAGGCUUUUUCCGUGUGACUGCAGGACUUCAUGACCGAUCCACUCCAGGAGAUCAAGCCCAGAUCCGCCAUGUCAGUGAGAUCAUAAUGCACAAGGGCUACAAUCAUGCCACGACUGAGAACGAUGUGACGCUACUGCUGCUCAGCUCUCCCUUCAAGUACAGUGACCAUGUCCAACCUGCCUGCUUGCCUCAUAGUGUGACGCAUGAGUUACUCCUCAACUUCAGCCACUGUUUCAUCAGUGGAUGGGGGAGCUCGUAUUUCAAAGGCAAGCAUAUGAUCAGACUGCAGGAGGCUGAGGUGGAGCUCUUUGACAGGAGAACAUGUAACCAGGUCGACUGGUACGGCGGCCGCAUCACUGAGAAGAUGAUCUGUGCCGGACUGGAGAGCGGGGCGAUUGAUUCCUGUCAGGGUGACAGCGGGGGCCCCCUGCAGUGCUACAGCGAGGAAGAGGAGAGGUUUUAUGUGAUUGGAGUGACAAGCUUUGGGGACAAGUGUGGUCUUCCUCGCAAGCCAGGCGUGUAUGCCAGAACCAGCAGGUUUGCAGAUUGGCUGAAGAUGGCAGAUCAGACAGCAUCAGUGUCGGCUGCACACAGACUGAACACAAGACUGAUCUCAGCUCUGCUCAGUGUUUUUCUGACGCUAUUCUGAAACAUCCAGCAAUAAAUGUCACCAUUGCUGUUAUGCAUCAAACUGUUCUAAUUAGCCAUCACGAUUAGUGAUUAAAUGUUAGUUUAACAUCGCGA
Molecule: messenger RNA, 1093 nt
Organism: Acanthopagrus latus (yellowfin seabream)
Lineage: Eukaryota; Metazoa; Chordata; Actinopteri; Spariformes; Sparidae
Product: transmembrane protease serine 12
Exons: 5
Coding region: 93-998 (301 amino acids)
Biological process (GO): proteolysis; acrosome reaction
Molecular function (GO): serine-type endopeptidase activity
Source: RefSeq, a predicted model, not a curated record